AUGGACAGGUUGCACUCCUCCAUGCGUAAAAGGCUCUACAGUUUGCCACAGCAUAUUGGCCAGAAAGCGUCAAUCAUGGGCGAAGGGGAAGACGGCGACAAGGACACCCGGAGAAAGAGUAUAAGGAUGAAACCUUUACCAUCGCCGACCUCCGGAGGAAGCUGCAAAGGCAUCGGGGAGACCAAAAGUGGGGACUCGGUGAUCAUGGAGACGGACAUUGGGAGACCGAUAAAGACCAGCUCAAACGGAGAUUGUAGGAGAUUUCGAGGCAGCCUCUCCUCCAUCACCAGUCGGCAUGUGCACGACCCAGACUCGGCGGAAGAGAGGCGUCUCAUCACCGAGGGAGAUGUCACCCCUAGCGAGGAGAGCCCCCCUGGAGCUAUUGGCGGCGGGGCGGACCAAGGUGCGCAAGGCACCAGCGUUGGCGGUGCCCAGCAUGGUUCCUCCGAUCAGCAAUCAGGAUUCAUAAAGUUGGAUGGCAUUGACCAAAUUCUGCCGGACGACGAGAGAUUGUACCAGGCUGGAUUCAUACAUAGGCAGCUUGGGGCAAUGCUGCAGCCGGGGGUCAACAAGUUCUCCCUUAGGAUGUUUGGGAGUGAAAAGGCGGUGGAACGGGAGCAAGAGCGGGUUAAAUCCGCUGGAUUUUGGAUAAUUCACCCUUACAGUGAUUUCAGGUUCUACUGGGACCUGACCAUGCUGCUGCUGAUGGUGGGGAACCUGAUCAUCAUCCCCGUGGGCAUCACCUUCUUCAAGGACGAGCACACGCCUCCCUGGAUCGUCUUCAACGUGGUCUCCGACACCUUCUUCCUCAUGGACCUGGUCCUCAACUUCCGCACGGGCAUCGUCAAGGAGGACAACACGGAGAUCAUCCUGGACCCGCAGCAGAUCAAGAUCAAGUACCUGAGGAGCUGGUUCGUGGUGGACUUCAUCUCCUCCAUCCCCGUCGACUACAUCUUCCUCAUCGUGGAGACGCGCAUCGACUCGGACUUCUACAAGACGGCGAGGGCGCUGCGGAUCGUCCGCUUCACCAAGAUCCUCAGCCUGCUGCGGCUGCUCCGCCUCUCCAGGCUCAUACGCUACAUCCACCAAUGGGAGGAGGUACAGCCACAUCCGGUUCAUUUAAGUGUGUGCAUGCAUUAACAUAAUGUGUUAGUACUGAUGAUUGGUCAUCAGUUCAUUACGAUUGUGUCAACCCUGUCCCCAUAGGCUUAUGUGUGCUC
Messenger RNA from Hypomesus transpacificus, 1220 nucleotides. Its product is annotated as potassium/sodium hyperpolarization-activated cyclic nucleotide-gated channel 4-like. The transcript is spliced from 2 exons. The coding region runs from base 1 to 1140 and encodes 379 amino acids. Lineage: Eukaryota; Metazoa; Chordata; Actinopteri; Osmeriformes; Osmeridae. Gene Ontology annotation, biological process: transmembrane transport; monoatomic ion transport. Gene Ontology annotation, molecular function: monoatomic ion channel activity. Gene Ontology annotation, cellular component: membrane. The record is from RefSeq and is a predicted model, not a curated record.